AUGCAGAGAGCGCUGCUAAAGGUCCUGGUAAUGGCCACGGGCCAUUACCGUAAAAAAGGGUAAGAUCAUCGAAUGGUUACUCUGAGCACUUUGACCAUUUCACUGAUUUUGAAGUGGACAUGGUGCCUGGAGUCUGUGUGUAUAACUUUUCACUAUGAAACACUGCACAUAAAGAGUUAACCACCUGCUGCCGGAGGUGUAAGUCCAUCUAUGGCAGCAUCUUUGGGGUCUCAGUAGCCAACAAAAGUUAUGGGUGGCUAAUGUGAAUCCGGUGCAAAUUUGUAAUCUGAUGCCAACAUGCACUGGAGUAACUCUUUAAGUAAAUAUGCAGUUUAUGUCUCACUCACACAUUUCCCGUGUAAAACAACGCACUUGCUUCAGCGUAUCUGUACAUACUAAGGACUUAGUUAAAACUCCUAGGGUAAAUAACUAAGAAUAGGGUCACUAUAGCAUUAGUAAUGCAGGUUUCUAUUACUAAUGCUAUAGUGUUACACUUAGCAUAUGGGCAGUCCUGGUUGGCUAGCGACCAGGCUGACAAAUCCACUUUAUAUGUACUUCUAGCACUCUUCCUGUAUAGUAUAGGUGCAAGCUUCGAAGGCUACUCCCCAAUCACAGUCACAGUUUUGUUCCCACAAUAAUGCAGUUUCCAAAAUGAAAUGGCAAGCAAUUGAUUUUGUGUCCACACAUCCCAGGGGUGGAGAUAGACAAAAAUCACUUUAAAAAACCUGAGGCUUUUUGGAUCCAUAGACUGGAAUGUCUGGAGCCAAGAGGUCUCAAUCGAGAUUUCAAUCUACCCUUAUUUUUGUGAUCUCCUAUGUUCCCAUUGCAUCAAGGUUUGUCAUAUAUAUGUUUGUAUAUGUUGUUUACAUGCAUGUAUGUAUGUAUGUAUGUAUAUAUAUGUAUCUAUGUGUGUGUGUAUAUUUUUUUAUAUGCCUGUACCUUUAAGGGUGAUGUUUCUCUCUUCUGUUUAAGCCUAUUGAUACAUAGCAACUUAAACAUUUUCUGAAAUGCAAUCAUAUUGCAUUGCGAUUUUGUUAAGCAUAGUACAUUUGUAAUGAUUAUUAUUUACAUGUGAUAAUUUAGGCAUGUAUUUUUGUAAUAACACUAUUAUUUUUCUCAUUUUAUUUUUUGUUCUAUUCUAUGGAAUUGCAAUUGUUGUUUCUAUUAUGUCUUUCAUGUAAAGAGUUCAUUUUUUUCUACUUGUUUACCUACCCCAAGUUGGGUGGUGCCUUGUGCAUUAAUUGAUAUAAGUGAGAGGGUAUUUAAACAUUGUGGUGUUAGUUGGAUCCUUAACGACACUGUAUGUGUUGAAACGUUGCUAGGUCCACUUUAUAGUGGAAUAAAUCUUCAUUUGAUAAACUGAGUGUUGUGGCUCCAUCAUUCUUUUUACAUCCACAGUAUAGGCAGACAUGUCAUGAGUAAAACAUGCCACUAAUCUCCCACAGGAAAGCAUUGGAAGGCUAUUGCACAUGUGCGACAAGCGGCAUGCUGCAUCAAUCAGCAUCUCCUCAUUAUUAUUUUUAUUAAUAUUAUUUAUAAAGCGCCAACAAAUUCAUUAGAGAUUUACAAUGCAUCUCUAUGAGUAAAGUUCAGCGUCUCCAUGCAGAGUUUGGAGACACUGAACGCCAGUGCUGCACACUGUGAUAGGAAGCACCUCUAGUGUCCAUUUUAGUGACUGACACUAGAGGUGUUACUAGCAAGCAAUGUAAACACUGACUUUUCUCUGAAUUAACACCGCAAGGACAGUCUAAAGACACCGAAAUUACUACAUUAAACUGUAGUUUUUCAUGUGACUAUAGUCUCUUUACCAGCUCUCUAAACAUCCAGCCAAGGGAAAGAGCUACAUUAAUAAUGGAAAUUUGAACUGUCCCUGACACUUUCACUCUAGCAAUACGCAACAACAGCAUACUAAACCUAUCUAAAGCAUGACCAGACAGAGGAUUAUAUUUACAGCAUCAUUAUGUGUCGGUUUAUAUUUAAAACGUAAAUGUUUUUGGAACCUUCAAAAUCAAAGCUUUUCAGAGUAUUAUUAGAACAUCAAUAUUUUUAAUAUGAAUUUAUGUUUUAUAAAAAAAGUAAGCAAUGUAACUGAACGAAGCAAUAUAAGAUGUUGACAUACCUCCUUUGUAACUGCUGCUAUCAACAAGUCAUCUACAUAUUGUGGCCACACCCCCUGGGAUAGAUCCUGACCUCAGAGAUACAUUAUACUAUGCGUAAAAGAAGGCAUCUUUGAGAUCUAAGACUGUAAAGUAAGUAGCCCCGCCCGGAAUUAAAGCAAGCAGGUUAUAUGGAUUGGGCACGACUGAAUGUAUACUAACAACCGCAUCAUUGACUGCUCUCAAGUCCUGCACAGGUCGAUACUCAUCUGUACCGGGCUUUUGAACAGGCAGCAAUGGGGUGUUCCAGGGGAAGUACAGAAUUUUAGGAUACCAUACCGUAUGAACUUAUCCAGAUAAGAUUGGAUGUUCUUCUUAGCCUUCUGCGGAAUAUGAUAUUGUCUCAGGUUUACUGGAUAAACCCCAAGUUUUAGUUCGAUUUUAAUAGGUGGAAUAUUGCGGGCCAGUCCUGGUGGGUUGUUCUCUGCCCAAACUCCUGGUAUGUUAAAUAAGGAUUCAUCACUCCUCGGGUUUUUGCUAGUCAACACUGUAUAAAGUCGCCACUCUUCUUCCUUUGGUACGGACAAUGUCAUAAUACCUGAAGGUCCAUUAAACUUUAAGGAUGUUGUUCCAUUUGGUAGGAACGUAAUCUGCGCUUGUAAUUUGGAUAGCAUAUCACGCCCCAGCAAUUGGACUGGACACUCAGGCAUAUAAAGGAAUUGAUGUUUUACUACGUGGCCUCCCAAUGUACAGAGUCAACUUUUAAGAACCGGUUUUUCAGCACUUCUUCCAGUUGCUCCUAUUACAGUAAUAGUUCUUCCAGAUGGAGGAGCAACUUGAUUAGUCACCACCGAAUGUUCAGCACCAGUGUCGAUCAUAAACGCACUCCUUUUUCCCCCUAUUGAUACAUCGACCAUAGGCUCCGCUCGACCAAGGGGGAUGGAGCCCGGUCGGUAUCAAUAGUCCUCCACGACCGUGUCAGCCAAUCCCACAAAGUCCCUACCUUCUCUAUCGCGGGACCUUUGCGCUGCUGGAUAGUACCUAUCUUCCCUUACACUUCCUCUGUUCCCAUUACCCCCUCUAUUACCAUUACUCCCUCCGGGGCCUCCUCUACCUCUCGCUCUGCCUCUAAAGUUUCCGUAACCUGCCCUGGGUAAGUCUCUCUCAUACUGCUCUCUUUGCGGACACUCGUUCCUCCAAUGCCCUUCUUCCUUACAGUACGCGCACUGAUUCCUACUCAAAGGCUCCCUAUUCCAUCUACUAUCGCCUCUAUCUGGGCCCCGUCUAUCUACGCCUGCGAUCGCUACCGCUAGCAUAUCUGCCUUUCUACGCAUCUUGCGCUCUUCCUCUUUCUUACUUUCUGUUUCCCUAUUCAUAUAUACUUUGUUCGCUACCUCCAUUAGUUGAGUGAUAGACAUACCUGCAAACCCUUCUAAUUUCUGUAGCUUGCGCUUAAUAUCUCCGUAAGCUUGGCUGACAAAGGCGGAGUUUACCAUUCGGGAAUUAUCAGCGUCUUCCGGAUUAAAGGGGGUAUACAAGCGGUAUGCCUCCAAUAAUCGGUCAUAAAGACACUGGGCGCUUCAUCACUUUUCUGAAUCACCUCAACUGUCUUCGACAUGUUAAUAGCUUUCUUCCCUCCGGCUUUCAUGCCAGCAAUUAUAGCAUCUCUAUAGGCUUUAAGUUGAGCCAUAUCUGCGCCAUUUACAUUCCAGUCAGGAUCGGUGUUAGGGUAAUGUGUUGCGGCCCAUGCUGCCGGAUUGGCUUGAUUUAAAGCACGGGCUCUCUCCUCUAGCGCCUUAAUGGCCGCUUGGUUAAUCCUUGUCCUUUCCUCAUUAUUGAACAAUGUCAUUAAUAACUGCUGGCAAUCAGCCCAUGUCGGGUUAUGUGUCUGAACUAUCGAGGUGAACAGAUCGGUCAUAGCUUGUGGUUUCUCAGUGUACGAGGAAUUGUGGGUCUUCCAAUUCAAGAGAUCGGUAGUCGUGAACGGGACAUAUACGAAGACUGGGUCAGUAUGUGCCAUUUGACCUGCGGCAUCGAUAUAGGCUGACCCAGGAUUCAGACGAAGAGGCAUCUGAUAAUGUUUUAAUUGUUGGGUACCGGUCAGUUGUCGGGUUAGUAUGGGGCUACGUGGAGGGGCGUCAGUUAAAGGUUCCGGUCGAGAGGUAAUAGGGCAUGAGGAUGGGGGAACUUGAUUUUGGGAAAAGUUAGUGAAUAGUAUACUCCGAGCCGAGCUAGAAGAAGCUUGACCGGAAGUUUGAAGUGGCGCCAAAUCAGGAUAUUCAAAUCUAAUGGGGGUUGGUCCUGGUUCCGGAAGGGGAGUUUUAAUACGAGGGGGGUGGAUUCUGUACUGGAGGAGGAAGCGGAAGUGGAUGGGGGCAAUAGGGGAAGGGGUGCAGAGCUUCCUGCAUUCACGUCACUUCCUCUUAAAGGAAAGUAAGGGGGCGGCAAAGGGAUCUCGGACUCAGGGGGCGUGUCCAAAAUGGGCCUAACACCAGUCCUAGUGGACAAACAAGUCCUGGCCACCAUGAGGCGACAUUGCUCCUCGUGGCAUAUCCGGAUACAUUUUGGCGAGUCGUUUACGGCCUGCCCCCAACAAUCAAUGUAUGGAAACUGUCCGUAAAGUUCAGGCCUACCUGAUACAGCCACGUGUACACGCUGUACCAGGGUUGGAUCCAAACUGCCACGCGGCGGCCAUGCCGCAACCAAAAUAGGCCACUUCCUAGUGCACAAAGUGACCAAACGUACAGGAGACAUUUUAACCCCAAAAUCACAUGUUUUGAAUCCCUUUUUAAAAUUCUUUACCAUACAACCUAAGGGAUCCGAAAUCGUUGACUCUGACGCGCCCAUACUUAUCAAUGGAACGUCGUUGACAACGAAUACUAUGCACGCGUUCUUAUUCAACAGUCACACCCGUUUCCUCUGGCAACAGCACCACGUGGUACAGUUACCGAGUGAAACGUACACAAUAACACAAUAAUCACUCAGGGAAUUCCCGUACACACACAGCUGUUACACCAGUCACUAAAUAAUCAAUAUUAUGCCCUUUGGCGAAACUAUACAGUCACCCACGCUAUAAUUCUCUAUAUAUGAAUUACCCGUCUAUAACACACCCCAGUAACAUCGUCUUUUACUAGUAUCGGUUACAGUACGGUUAGCAUAGGUCAAAGCACAAUUUAAGGUCACAAUACAAUUAUUAGUGGUUACGGUGUUAAACAUGCAAUAGACGACAAUGAUUAGUACUUAUAUACAGUGUCAGUAAAUAUACAGGGUUAUGGUACCGUGCACUAUGAUACAGCAACACACUAUUAACACUCUCGCUAGACGGCUGAGCUCGCGCUAUCUAACAAGAUAUACACUUUACUAACAAUCUUUAACACAUUUACAAUCCCAACUAAACUAUUGGCCAGUACCUUGAAUGGACUACCUAAAACUAUAUACACCCGUUUUGGUUAGCCACACUGCCCAAACACCACAUAUAGCGAACUAGAGGGCGAAAUUUACAAAAUUGCCCUUCUAGUCUAUUUACUCUAUCAAAAGUCUAGUGGGUUCCAAAUUUACACGCCUUCCCACUUAGCCAAGAUAGGUUGAGAGCUAGCGAACCGAAUUUACACAGGCGCCGCUUAGUCUCCCGGUCCCUCCGACCUAGCGAACGUAAUAUACACCCUAGAACGCUAGUCUAGACAAGACACCGGUGUCCGGCUAGGGCUAUUUACACAGGACCCCGCCUGACUAACCAGAUCAAACGGUCUUACUAAAGAGCGUUCGAUCGAGCGGUGCGCCUUCGCUCCUUCCCUCCGACAGAGGGGGCAGAUUCCAUACACAGAUUUAAACCCCUUUUGGGCCUACCGCACAAUCGGUAUACCCCUAGUGGGUCUGCCGUCUAAAACAGCAGUUGUCUUACCUCCUCGUUCCUGAACCUGAGUUCACACUCAUCGACGGGGACACCCCAGCACUUCUUACGUAGAGGCCGAUGAUCUCCUGGACAACAGACCAGUGGCGCCGAGACGAAGGGAGGUCCACGCAGAAGUUCAGGGGUGCAGCCGUAGAGAACGUGGGCAAAGAUAGACCGUCUCACGCCUCUGCCUCUCAGCUACCGUUGAACGAUGAGCUUCCCGGCCAAUGCACCAAAUGAUACCGGAGAAACUGACGGAAGCAAAGCACAGAGAGAUGGACACAGGUUUCUUCAGGAAGGAAGAGAUUCUUUAUUGGAUCACCGAUCGGGACUCAGAGGGACUAAGGUCACCAAAAAUACAGCAAGUUCUGAGCCCUGAACAAUAGUGCAGGCUCCCUAUAUAGGCACAUAACUCCUCCCAUAUUAAGCUCCACCCGCACAUUCUCUUGACCAAUCAUUACAAAUAAGAAUUAACUUCCUGCUUGGCCGCAUGGCUUGUCCAGCACAAUGGAGGAGGGGAAUACUACAUCCUGUAUUCUUGCACUUGCUCCGUAUACUACUGAUCGUAUCUUGCCUCGUGCAACCAACUGAUCGAUACGUCAGCAUAUGCACGUACACAUGCCACGUGGUAAUCUCGGCCUACUAAAUUUAUUUUUACCGAGAUUCCACCACACUGUAUAGCGAUCUAUCUUGUUUCUUAUAGCCAUAUGCAGGGCGUUUGUAAAGGAUGUUUGUUGCUUUGAAAUCUUUCUCAGAUGAGGGAGACUGCCACAUUCUGAAAUCAAAGCAGCAUGCUUUCCUAAAAUUACUUUCUCAUUUAAAAACCAUUAAUACUCCAUAGAAUUUGCAGUUCUGGUUUGUGCUGUCGGACUUGUGUUCAUGCUCUGUUAGUGAAAACCUAUUUUAUCAAUCAUUUCCCUUUAAAAAAUAAAAUAAUUAUGAAGCCCCUUCUAUACUACGUAAAUGACUAUAUUGUUGUAGGAGACUCAAUCCUAUCAUCAUAUUAAUGACUGUGACCAGGACUGCAAUCCGAAAUCUUGGAGCCUCUAGCAAACUCCUUUCCUUUUCUCCCAUUCCCUCCCCUUCUGCAUUGCUAUCAUAAUUAAGCCCUUGUAUCAAGUGGGUUUCUCAUGCGAUUUUGCACCAUAGGUUAUGCCUGUGGGAAGCAGGCAGACCACUGGCAUUUGGAAACUGAUGGGAUCGGCUAUAUUUCUUAUACCGACCCCUUCACUUAUAGUGGAAGAAUGUAGAGACCUGCUCCUGCAGAACCUCUUUAGGUGGCAGAGCUAGAGGUGAGAGCUUAUACAAACUUGAUAUCUUGUGAUUGUGACAUGUCUCUUCUGAAUACCAGGUGGUUUUGUGAUGACUGGCAGUCAGUACCAACCUUUAACCAGUUUCGAUCAUUAACAUUGGACUGCCAAUGCUGGUAAUGAUGGGAGUUCAAUUACAAGCCUAUAACCAUCCAUGGUGUUCCCUUCCCUAUCUAGUCAAGUUUAUUAUAUAGCCACCAGCAUAUACCCCUCAGAGGCACACUUGGGGUGUUCACUUAUUCACUAAAGUGAGAAUUCAAAGUAAUUGAAAUUUAACACCAGUGUAGCACCUGAAGCAUUUAUGACGUAGAGGUUUCCAAUUUGACGAUUUACCUUAUUUUUAAUAUUUUACAUUUGAAAUUCACUUUUAAAUUCUUACUUUUGUUAAUAAGCCGAUGUGUUUUUUUUGUUUAUGGUCUCUUUACUGCUCUAAACCAGCUGUUUGUAUUAGUGGAAGUUAAGGAGUGGCCACUUGUAAGGCAAGGUAAUCUGUGAGUGGAGUGCUUGGUCAGCUCCUCCAGCAGGUAAAUGUCCCUCCGUUCCUGCGUGGCCUGGACAAAUCUGAUUUUUGGCUAGUUAAUUUAAUGGCAGCACUCUGCUUCACCAAGCAUUGCUGGAUACUAAGGGAGGGCUGGCGUUGAUCGACCCCAGUGGAGCAUACAGCAUCACAGGAGGUGGCAGCAUUGGGCUGGACAGGCAGAUAUUUUGAUCUUCCUACCAGCCAUUGGAGUGACAGAGUGCCCUCCUUAAGCGCUUCGCUUUCCUCCGGCUGGUCCCUUAAUUAACGAAGCCCUAAUGCAGGGGUUGACAACCUUCAACACUCCAGAUGUUGUGGACUACAUCUCCCUGAUGCUUUGCCAGUAAUCUGGUGGUAAGAACAUAUUUGAGAUGAUGUCCACAUCAUCUGGAGUGCACAAGGUUUCCUACCACUGGCCUGUUCCAUCAUGACCGUGAUGUUUGCGCACAAUGCAUCAUUUGAAUCUUCCACCUUUCUUAUUUCCUGCACAUCUUGCAGCGACUAGUCAGCAAAUCGCAGGUUAUAAUUGGUUGUUGCCUUUCCAUGUUCUUUAUAGCAUGUUUCCUUUUUACUAGUCAUUGUCUAUAAUUACUAGAAUUGUCCUAUAAUUCCAACAUGACCACCUCAACAAUGAAAUUAUUGGAAAUUACAAAAUUUAAUGUAGCAUGUUUAGUUGAAAAUGUGAGUCUUUUUCAGGUUGUGUUAAAUGGUCACUCCAUUAGGAUAUCAUUUUCCUUAUUUUUCUUUCAUUCAGCGAUAUGAAACUGGAAAAUCUUCGCUUCCUUAGCAGCAGACAGGCCCUGGCAGACCUUGCUCACUUUCAAACUGUUCUGAACCAGGAUUUAGGUUUGAGUGGUCGGAAAUGGGUAGUGUUCGGAGGUUCCUAUCCUGGAUCUCUAGCAGCAUGGUACCGAAUGAAAUAUCCUCACUUGGCGUAUGUGGCAGUGGCUAGCAGUGCCCCUGUAAAUGCUGUAGUGAAUUUUCCUGGUAAGACUGUUUACAAUUUUAUGUAUAUGUAUUGUAAUGAGACUGUGUUCAUUUCAAUAUACAGUGGGACCUCGGUUUACGAAUUUAAUGCGUUCUCCGGGACUUUCAUUAUAGCGAAAAAUUUGUAAACCGAAACGUGGUUUCCCAUAGGAAUGCAUUGAAAACCAAUGAAUCUGUUCCAGAGGUCAGAAAUAAGUCAACAUGAGCUGGCAUGAAAACAAACCCACAAUGCAGAACACACCGUAAAAGGCAUGCAAAAACGAUAAAGCUCAGCUCCCUACCUUUCCACCGCUUGAGAAAUGCACCCAAAAAUUCCCAGAAUGGCUCCAAAACUCUAUGCCACAACCGCUGCAACACCUCCACACUCGACGCCACGUGCUACCCACAGACUCCAGCAUGCACGGGGGCGGCGCUAUAAGUCAGUGUUCUAUGGGAGUGCAAAAUACCCCUAUAUUAUAUAAACCGUGUGAUUGAAACUUACCCUUUUUUUUACCUUCUAAUUAAAAUUGACAAACCCUAGAAAAUGGCGAUGUAUGCAAAACAGGAUCCUGUAACCCAGCUAAAUAGCUGGUAAUUAAGGGUGUAUAUAGUAGAUCGAAUAGCUGCAUAGCCAGUGAGUACCACAAUGAGAUAUGAUAAACUUAUCGAGAGGGGGAAUAGUAAAAUCCCUCUGUAGAGAGUAGUUUUUAGGGGUGCAAGACCAUGGAAAUAAAUGAUGCCAAAAGGCUGUUUUAGUUACAAUAUUUGCAGUCCGAAUGUGCUGACUGAAAAUGGCACCAAUGCCUGCCUACUUAGCCACACCCCCUCUCUUCAGAAAAAUACUUCCCUAUCUAAUGUAUGUACUGAAGGUACAGUUUGUGAUUUCACUGACUGUUUGCAGCCAGGUUAGAAAGUAAAAAAAAAAAAAAAAAAAACUCACUCAGUGCUGUUGAGGUUGAACUUUGUGUGUACAUUGGAAAAAGGAAGUAUUUCUGACAUGAAUGGGUGUGGCUAAAGAGGCAGGCUUAUGAUGCAACAUUCUGCAAUAAUCCCCCACCCCCAAAACAAAUAUCUUGCAUAAAGAUUUGACCAUACAAAAUACAGCAUAUUAAUCAGGCCAAAACCCAUCAAAUGCCCAAGUUGUGUUGUUGCCAAAAGUGUCCCUUUAAGUUAAACAUUGUGAGCUGUGUGGAGGGGAACAACUUCCAAUGCUUGAGAAUUUUAACAUUCUUUAUGAAUCCCAUUGAACACUAAGCAAAAGGCUGUAAAAUAGUGUUCCACAUUUUUUAUUUUUAAAUGGUACAUGCAAAAAAAAAAAAAAAAAUAUAUCUUCAACCUAAAAAGCUGAAUUUAAAACCUUCUGAAUCUGUUAUUUGUCCUAAACAUUGCAAUUCUUUGCACUGUUUCCAGCAUUUCCCAGUUUGGUAAACUGCCUCGGUAGCCAGACACUGUUAAAGAAUUUUAUUUUGCUAAAAAUAAACAUUACUGAGCAGCUUUUAAUCAUCAUCAUCUAAUACACAUGUUUAAACAGAUGAGACAAAACCGUGUCUUGCUUAGACAAGCAAAAAAACAAACAAAAAAAAACUAGCAGUUGUAUUAAUCGUGCUGAGUGGACAUAAAAUUACUGUAGAAUGGUGUGUGUGUAUAUGCGUAUAUAUAUUCUUCACAAGAGGGUUGCAAUAUUGCUGUAUCACUGUUAACAGUAUUUUAUUAACCAAAACCACUACAUCUUUAGUUUUUGUUCUGGUAAGUACAGGCCUUUUGCAAUAAACCCUGUCUUUUUUACAAUAAAAUGCAGCGUAGUGAUAACUCUAUUGGCCACUCCUCAGAUGGCUUAGAGGUGUUCCUGGGGCAGUGCUGCACACACCAUGCAGAGGGUGGAGACACUGAACUAUCCUCAUAGGGAUGCAUUGAUUCAAUGCAUAUGUUAGUAGAUGCUGAUUAGCCAGGUUGGUGUUUGGCGCCACCCCUAGCCUGCCUCCUUGGCAAUCUCAGCCAAUCCAAUGUUUUCCUUUGAAAGAUUGUGGUUGGCUGAGAUCAUCACUUCUGAUGUCAGCCAAGGAGGCAUAUCAGAGGCAGAGUCAACACAAGCUGACUGGAAUAAAGGUAAGAUUUUACUAUAUUAAGAGGGUACCAUGGGGGCUAGAUAGUGUCUUUAACACUAUAGGGUCAGGAAUAUGUUUGUGUUCCUGACCCUAUAGUGCUCCUUUAACUAUUGUAAAUAAAGUUCAUAAGAGACAAUGAGAAAUAAAUGAAAAUGACACAGCAACAUGAAAGCUUCCUAGAGCGACCGUGCUUGAAUAGUAAUGUAUAAGAAAAUGUGGUCAAUAUCCUAAAUCAAAUAUAUAAAGCAAUUGGGUAUCCUAGAACACAAAGAGGUUGGGAAUCCCAGCAAGUGAAAAUCCUUAAAUCUGUCUAUCCUAGUAAAUGUUAAAGGGUUAUUCCAAGCACCAUGACCACUUAAGUGAUUUGAGUUUCUAUAACAAAAGUUCAGGUUAUGGGGGAAAUUUGAAAUGGUCAAUUUUCCGAUAGUUAUAAGAAAAAGGGGGGGAAGUCUACUCAUAGGAGCUUGAAUUGUUCCUCUAGUCUCAAUAUGGAAUCUGUGGCAAAGUGAUUUAUCAAUUUAUUGAGACUAUUAGAUUACAGAAUGAGAUUUCCUGCUACAAUGUUUCACAUGCAAGAUUUUUUUUAAAAUGUUUUUUUCUCUUUUUAUUCAGAAUACUUGGAAGUGGUACAGGCCUCAUUGGCCUCAUUGGCUAGAAACCGUUCUACUUGUCCCAAAACAAUGAAAGUGGCUUUUGAUUCAUUGAUUCAACUGCUGGCAUACAAGGAAAAUUAUGAGAAACUUACAGAGCAUUUCAGGUUAGAUGUUUAG
Pelobates cultripes (western spadefoot toad) is the source of this 11656-nucleotide messenger RNA. The record is from the annotation of a GenBank genome assembly. NCBI's taxonomy places the organism in Eukaryota, Metazoa, Chordata, Amphibia, Anura, Pelobatidae.